Molecule: messenger RNA, 1098 nt
Organism: Gadus morhua (Atlantic cod)
Lineage: Eukaryota; Metazoa; Chordata; Actinopteri; Gadiformes; Gadidae
Product: histidine-rich glycoprotein-like
Exons: 4
Coding region: 297-695 (132 amino acids)
Source: RefSeq, a predicted model, not a curated record
UAUACACUGGAAAAAGUAUAACCAUGCUCAAAUUAAAAAAAAUGAUGUCCAGAUAUCACAUCCGAUAUAUUUGACUUCACGGAAUUUAAAUUGAGUCACUUGUUAUGACCUGAUUAUUUUAUGUUGAUGUAAACAGCAAUACUGUACUUGACCCAACCUUAAAUCUUUGCCUUGAUCCAAAUGAUUUUCUCACCAUUUCAGUUAUUGAACCAAACUAUAUUUUCUUUCAAGGAUGGAGAGGAUCGGAGGCGGGAGAGAAGAGGAUCGAGAGAGCAGGACAGGGCCAUGAGGGCAGGAUGCUAUGUUUUCUAAAAACCAACAUGGACACCAUCCAUGCUCUGAUAGAAGAGAACAUCCACCUUCACGACCAGCUGGAGAACCUCACUCAAGCCCUCAGAGAGCUCAAGAGAAUGCUGUGGCACCACUCGAAUGAUGAGAAUCACCAUAACGACCACCAUAGCGACCACCAUAGCGACCACCAUAGCGACCCCCAUAGCGACAACCAUAAUGAGGAUGCUCGAAGUAUGUGGAAUGAAUGGUCAGCACAUGGCAUCAGUGAAGAAACCCAUCUUCUGUUGGAGCAUGCUCUGUGUGGACAUGACCCCCACAACUCUGGAAGCUUCCAUGUCCCUACCCCCUCCCUGCUCCUCCUGGCCCUACUGAACAUUACCCUGCUGAUGUCUGUCUCUAUUUAGGCUACACUAGCCUGCCUCACAAAUGUAUAAAUGUACAUUCAUAUAGUAGAUCUAUAUUGACUGCCUGUAACAUUGAUCUUGCAGAAAUUAUGUUGAUACUCAGCCAUAAAAGCUGAGCGUGACUGCUGUGAGUAUAUCGAGAUAUGGGUUGGUAUGUUUUAAAAUCCUUUCAUUCAUAGGACCCAUCCAGUACUUUUUUUUAUUUUCGUUAAGUGGUUAUUGAUUGGUCUGGAUUGGCUUGACUUGUUCAUGUGCUGUGAAAAGAUUCUAUGGAAAAUCCAGUGUGGUGGAAUGGUGAGUCGAUUGUAGCGUCGCAGAGCUGAGGCAGGGCACAACCAGAAACCUGGGGGAUAUAAUGGGGCGUAUUUAAUGCAUUAAAUAUGGGCUCAGAAUGUUGAUAUUA